Messenger RNA from Fomitopsis serialis, 786 nucleotides. RefSeq lists its product as uncharacterized. NCBI's taxonomy places the organism in Eukaryota, Fungi, Basidiomycota, Agaricomycetes, Polyporales, Fomitopsidaceae. The record is from RefSeq and is a predicted model, not a curated record. The coding region runs from base 128 to 616 and encodes 162 amino acids. The transcript has 3 exons.
GCGGACGAGCGGCCGAGACGACGAGGGUGUGAGAGGAUGGGGGAACGAGUAAACACGUAGACACGUGGACGACAGGGCGAGCGGACAACAUGGAGAAAGGCCCGGAUGGCGGGCGAGCCGCGAGAAGAUGGCGGGCGAGAAGACAGGCACCCACUCGCCAGGUCACCGUGUCCCCUCUCCCGUCCCGUUCCCGUGUACGCGCGCGGCGCGCCAGCACAUGCCCAUACUCGCCACCCCGCCGUUGCGUCCGUCCGCGAUCCGACUGUCAUAUUCGCGUGUGCUACGAUCAACAAGUACGAUAUCGAGAAGCUGGCGGGGAACGGCAGUGAAGCACCUCAGUACUGCGUGGCCAACGACGCUCCAGGGCUGGAGACCAGCGAGAGGACUUGGCGCGGGCGUUCAAGCUAUGCAAAGAGGCUUUCGGUAUCCUUUGUCCGUCGCUGCCAUCAACUUCGUGCGAGAGGUGGAUGCGCGGUGGCAGCUGCUCCUCUCCGCGUUCUACGACCUCUCGCGGUACCAAGUGCAGAUACUCGGCGAGGGCCCUAGGAUGACCACGAGGCGGGCUCGCCGCGCGCCAGCACGCUCGCACACGCGGACAUGCAGAAGCUCGCGCUAGGGAAGGAAGCCGUUAGGUAUGUGCGAGGAGCUUGCAGGCUUGGGCGGCGAGGGAGAGGAAGUAGAUGAGGAAGCUUUGCCAAUACGGUUGCAUCGGCGCGAAUGUUCAUUCACAUACAUGAACAGAUGAGGCUCUCGUGUACACUCCUACUACCUAGUCUAUAAUGACAU